Molecule: messenger RNA, 726 nt
Organism: Fusarium oxysporum Fo47
Lineage: Eukaryota; Fungi; Ascomycota; Sordariomycetes; Hypocreales; Nectriaceae
Product: 2EXR domain-containing protein
Exons: 2
Coding region: 1-726 (241 amino acids)
Source: RefSeq, a predicted model, not a curated record
AUGGAUCCUUCCAAAGUAGCCUCCGCAAACGGAGUCUUGCAAACAUUCUCUUACUUUUCAAGGCUUCCUCUCGAGAUCCGUGAGAUGAUAUGGGAGUGCAUGAUCUCCGUGGAACGACACCUGAGAAUAGAAGACCGCUUUGGGAAACCAACCAAGAUUGGGUCUUUCUCAAUCUCUUGGGGAGUGAUUCUCUCUCAAGUCUGCUCUGAGAGUCGGCAAGUCCUUUCUCGUAUCAUCGCGCACCAGACCGCGGCAGAUGGCGAUGGGGCUCUCAUUAAUCGACAUUUCAGCACUGUUCUUCUGACAACAUUUGAUGCACCCUUACUGGAGAUCUUUUCUUCCCUGAUAACCGAUGUCGAUUAUAUUGCUAUACCACGACCCACUAAAGGAGAGUUGCAAAAGCUCCAUCAAGCUCUACAAAGUAGGGUUGCCGCUGGUAGCCGACAGAUAAAAUCCAUUUACGUUGAGAUCUCAUCAUGCAUUCAGGACCAUUUCUUACGCUGGCCGGGAAAUUACCCCAUGACACCACCCGCUGAUUUUAAAAAACUCUUUCUUACAGGCAAUAGAUCAUCGGACUUCUUAUACUUUAUGUACUCGUGCUGGGCUCAUGAUCAGACUGCAAAAGAUCUACGCUCGACCUGGGGGAGACUUACUUCGAAGGACGAAAUCGCAGCACCUGUGUUGAAACAAGCACUGAUCUUGACCCGUGCAGCCAGAGGGCACUGA